This is a messenger RNA of Rattus norvegicus (Norway rat), 2761 nucleotides long. Lineage: Eukaryota; Metazoa; Chordata; Mammalia; Rodentia; Muridae. The record is from RefSeq and is a predicted model, not a curated record.
GUUGGGGAUGGGGGUGGGGGGGGGUCUGAAGGAGAAGAAGAGAGAGAGAAUGAAGACAGAGGCAGAGGGUAACAGGAAGGAAAAAGCAGGUACAGAUAACAGAGGAAGGAACACAGAGAUUGGAGGGAGACUGAGAGAAGAAACAGAGACAGGGAUGCUGAGACACUCCCAGAAACCAAUCAGCCCAGCCUCUUCCAGGGCCCCCUACCUUACCCCCAGGUCUGGGCUCUCAGCCAGGCAGGAAAACUAGACCCAACAGGCAAGGGAGGGGCAGGAAGGUGGACUACAUUCCCGAACAGCCUGUCCUUAAGAACUGACAGCCACACCCUGAGUGGGCCCCUCCAGCCAGUGCCCCUAGAGCAAGGAGGGCAAUGGGGAGAUCCAUCUGCUGUCUUGACCUGGUGGUCUCAGAUAGGGGUCUGUCCUGAGGGCCGUGGAGAACAGGCAGUAUAGUAACAGACUUGGGACCUUUACAGGGCAUGAAAACCAGAGCCUGGGGACAGAGCUGACCUGAGUCUGGGGCAAGGUGUAAGCAGAGAUGCAUGUGAGGAGACAUCCACGAGCUACAAGGCUGGGAAGCACCAGGAAGAGCAGCAAGCAUUAGGGAGGCCAGGUACAUGGACAGACAGCAUACAGGCUUCCAGGAGCAGUGGAAGGAGCCAGGCAUGGUGGGUGAAGUACACUCGCUUUUUUUUUUUUCUCUCCCCAAGACAGGGUUUCUCUGUGCAGCCCUGGCUGUUCUGGGACUCACUCCGUAGACCAGGCUGGCCUUGAACUCAGAGACCCUCCUGCCUUCGCCUCCUGAGUGUUAGGAUUAAAGGUGUAGGUUGGUACCAUCUGACAAGACCCAGUCUUUUUAAGGGGGAGUGGAGAGUGGCUUGGUGAUUCACAGCACCGACUGUUCUUCCAGAGGACCCAGGUUCAACUCCCAACACCCACACUGCCUCUUGGGAUCUUUUGUCACUCCGGGUUCAGGAGAUCGGAUGCCCUCCUCUGGCCUCCCUGAGCACUAGGAACAAACGUGGUGCCUAGAUUUACAGGUAGGUAAAGCGCCUACACAAUAAAAUAAAAGUUAUUUAUUAAAAAAAAGGGGGGUUGGGGAUUUAGUUCAGUGGUAGAGCGCUUGCCUAGGAAGCGCAAGGCCCUGGGUUCAGUCCCCAGCUCCGGAAAAAAAAAGAAAAAAGAAAAAGAAAAAAAAAAGUAACAGAAGUGCUAAAGUCCGGGGUGUGAGUUCCCAGGAACCAAAGGCACAGAGCCCAGGAGUGCCAGGCCAAUGUUGUUUGUCAGCGGUGUCUUUAAGAGUCGGGAGUGUAUUCCGGAAGCAGGAGAUAUGCCUGUCUGGCAUUCAAAGCUCUCCAGCCGCUGGGGCCCAGUGUUCACCGUGUGGCUGGGCCCGCGCCCUGCCGUGGUGCUGAGCGGCUAUGCGGCGCUGCGGGAUGCAUUAGUACUGCAGGCAGAUGCUUUCUCUGGCCGCGGGUCCAUGGCUGUCUUCGAACGCUUCACCCACGGAAAUGGCAUAGUGUUUUCUAAUGGGCCGCGUUGGCGUACGCUUCGCAACUUUGCACUUGGAGCACUGAAGGAGUUUGGCGUGGGUACGAGUACCAUUGAGGAGCGCAUCCUGGAGGAGACCGCAUGUGUGCUGGACGAAUUUCAAGCCACCAUGGGAGCUCCAUUUGACCCUCGGCGGCUACUGGACAACGCUGUAUCCAACGUCAUUUGUACUGUGGUCUUCGGAAAGCGCUACAACUAUGGAGACCCAGAGUUCCUGAGGCUCCUGGACCUCUUCAGUGACAAUUUCCGUAUCAUGAGUUCCCGAUGGGGUGAGACAUACAACAUGUUCCCAUCCUUCAUGGACUGGAUCCCUGGUCCCCACCACCGAAUCUUCAAAAAUUUCCAAGAGCUUCGGCUCUUCAUCUCUGAGCAAAUUCAGUGGCACCGGCAGUCACGACAGACUGGGGAGCCCCGUGACUUCAUUGAUUGUUUCCUCGAACAAAUGGAUAAGGAACAUCAGGACCCGGAAAGCCAUUUCCAGGAUGAGACACUGGUGAUGACUACUCACAAUCUUUUCUUUGGUGGCACGGAGACCACAAGCACCACUCUGCGUUAUGGGCUCCUCAUUAUGCUCAAGUACCCUGAGGUGGCAGCCAAGGUGCAAGAGGAGCUGGACGCCACUGUAGGCCGGACCCGUGCCCCUAGCCUAGCAGACCGUGCCCACCUGCCCUACACCAAUGCGGUGCUGCAUGAGAUCCAGCGCUUCAUCAGCGUGCUACCACUGGGACUGCCUCGGGCCCUCAUCCGAGACGUAAACCUCAGGAACCAUUUCCUGCACAAGGGCACCUUCGUCAUUCCCUUGCUUGUGUCUGCACAUCGGGAUCCCACCCAAUUCAAGGACCCUGACCAUUUCAAUCCCACCAAUUUCCUGGAUGACCAGGGCGAGUUCCAGAACAACGACGCCUUCAUGCCCUUUGCCCCAGGAAAGCGGAUGUGCCUGGGUGCUGGCCUAGCCCGCUCUGAGAUCUUCCUCUUCCUGACGGCUAUCCUGCAGAAGUUCUCCCUGCUCCCUGUGGGAAGUCCUGCUGACAUCGACCUUACUCCACAGUGCACUGGUCUAGGCAAUGUGCCCCCAGCCUUCCAGCUCCGCUUGGUGGCCCGCUGAGGUUGGGCUUCAGUAUUCUGAUCUCAGUGGCCUUGAUAUCCUCACUGCCCUAACUGUACGUGUGAAUCUCUUUACGGAGAGGAAUACAAGUGUGUGCAGCUCUGA